AUGGAAGAGCCCGAUUUAUUGGAGAAAGAUCUGAUCGACCGCGAUAAAUUACGAGGCGGCGACCGACCUCCAGAAGCUGUUGACGCCAAAGAUGGCGCGAACGGAAUAGCAACGAAUAACGAAGACAUUGCUAUGGCGGACGCUGACGGCGAAGGCCAUCUAGAGAACGGCGUUGCGGACGCCACCGACGCUGAGCCGGUCGCUGGAGCGACGGCCGCGGAGGGAGGAAAAGACGAGGAAAUGCGAGACGCGGAAGCGGUGAAAGACGACGGCGACGCGAGCGAUGAUCGCGCGAAUGACGCCGAGCGCGGCGACGCGGCCGCCGCGCCUGACGCAGCUGCUGCGGGUGCGGACGAAAAUGCGGGUGGCGACGCGGCGGGUGUUGAGGCCGGUGAGAAUAAGCAAGCUGACGGCGUGGCUGACGGAGUUGACGGCGAGGGGGAAACGGAGGGCGCGGAGGAGCAAGAAGGGAAGAGUGGCGAGGCGAAGGAGCAGGGCGGUGAUGAGACGGGCGACGACGGUGGGUUGGAGGAAAAAACAGAGAAGGCGGAAGAGAAAGCGGAAGAGAAAGCGGAGGAUCAAGCGGAAGAAAAACCGGGAGAAAAAAUGGAGGAGGAAGCGGGGAAGGGAGCUAAAGGGAAAGCGGAGGGUAAAGCGGCGGAGGAAGCGGAGGGGGAAGGGGGGGAAAAAGCGGAGGCGGAGGGGAAAGCGGAGGAGAAAGCGGAAGGGAAAGCGGAGGAGAGAACGGAAGAGAAAAUAGAGAAGAAAGCAGACGAGGAAUCGAAAGCGGAAGGAGAAGCGGAAGGGGGUGCGGCGGAAGGAGUGGAGGCGGAAGGGAUGGAAGCGGCAGGCGGAGAAGUGGCAGCAGAAGGGGGAACGGCGUCCGCGACUGAUGCGGGUGAGAACCGCGACGAGGCGGAGAAGGGGAGGGCGGAGGAGGAAGAGGGGAAGGACGAGGGGGAGGGGACUGAGGGGACCGAAGCGAAGGAGGGGGAGACGGAGAAGGAAGAGGAGGAAGUGGAGGGGGAGGGGGAAAAGGAAGAGAAGGGGGAGGGGGAGAAGGAAGAGAAGGGAAAAGAGACUAAAGCGGGGAAGGAUGCGAAGGAAGGGAAGGGCGAAAAGGAAGCGGACGAGGAAAAGGGGCCGAAAGAGGGAAAGAAGGGCAAAGGGGGGAAGGAGGAGGUGCGGCGGAAGCAGCGGGAGGACAGGCCCGGGCAGGGCGCGGACGGCAGCGACCAGCGCAAGGCAGCAAAGGGCGCGUCCCCCCAUCUCCGCCCCCACGGCACGCCCGCCAAGGCCUCCGCCAGAGCCCCCCCUUCCCCCGCCACCCCCGCCGCUGGCAGGGCCCGCGCGGGGGAGGAGGAGAGCGGGGGGAGCGAGGACGAGGGGGAGUGGGCGCCGGUGGUGCACGAGCUGGUGUGGGCCAAGGUGCGGUCGCACCCCUGGUGGCCUGCGCGCGUGCUCUCCCCCUCCGAGGCCACCCCGCGGGCGCGCGCGCAGCACCGCUCGGGGCACCUGCUCAUCGGCUUCUACGGCGACCAGACCUUCAACUGGCUGCGCCCCAUGGACCUACUACCAUUCGCGGAGCACUAUUGGGACAAGUCACAGCAGACGCCCAUGAAGCUCUUCUGCCAGGCCGUGGCGGAGGCACUGGUGGAGCUGGACGAGCAGGUCGCCAAGGGGCUGCUGCACGGCGCUAAGCCCUCCACACUCGCCGCUCAACACCGCCGCGUCAACCCCACCGUCAUGCUCUCCUACCUGCGAGCCACGGCCCGCAAUCCCAUUGGCGGGCACCGCGACGCACUGCUGGCGGCAGUGCUGCGGCAGCGGUUCAUGGAAGGGGGAGGGGAGCGCGCCAAGGUGAAGGGGGAGGAGCAGGGCGCGCGCAGGCCCGACCUGGGGGAGGUGUUUCUGGUGGAGGGGCGCCUGGUGGUGCCCGAUGGGGAGGGGGGCGGGGGCGCAGGGGCGGAGGGGAAGAAGAAGGGCGGAGAGAAAGGGGGGAAGCGGAGGGCGCAUAUAGAGGAGGAAGAGGAGGAGGAGCAGGAGGAGCAGGAGGAAGAGAAGGAGGAGGAAGAGGAGGAGGAAGAGGAGGUGGUGGUGGUGAAAGAGAAGAAGAAACGAGGGCGGAAGUGGGAGGAGGAGGAUGAGGAGGAGGAGAUAGGGGAGGAAGAGGAGGAGGAGGACGAGGAGGAUGGGAGGCGGAAGAAGGCGCGCAAGGGCAGGCAGAGUGAGAAGGGCGGAAAAAGGCGUGGGAGGAAGAGGAAGCACGAGGAAGAAGAGGAGGAAGAGGAGGAGGAGGAGGAAGAGGAGGAGGAGGAAGUGGGGGAGGAAGAGGGGCGGAAGCGGAAGAAGAAGAAGAUGAGACGGCGCAAGUCGGAGGGGGGGCCGGGCGAGGAGAGGGAAAGGGAGGAGGGGAAGCGACGGAGGAGGAAGAAGCGUGUGGUACAAGAGGAGGAGGGCGCGGAGGGGGCAGCAGGGGAGGAGGGCGCAGCGGACGAGGGAGAAGGUGCGGAGGAGGAAGGGGCGGGGGCAAUAGUGGCGGCUGGGAAAAAGCCGGUGGAGGGAGACGCCAAGGAGGGGGCGGAAGGGGGAGAAGGGGCGGAGGAGCAGGGGGGUGAGGUCAAGUCCCCAGUGCACUCGCCGCUGCGCUCACCCGUGCAGUCACCUGGGGGGGCGGGGGCGGGGGGAGGGGGGCGGGGCAAGGGGCGGCCGAGCAACGCGCAUAAGUGGGCGGUGGAGAUGCAGCGGCUGGGCAUCAAGGCCGGCGCUGAGCGCGCCCGAGAUGACCUGCUUCGCCUUGCGAGGAGCCCCCUGGAGCUGGCGGAUCUGAGCGAGUCACUCAAGCCCGUGGCAGCAUGGCGCCAACACACCUUCUGGUUCGCCCGCUCGCACAAACCACCACCACCUGCUGCUGCUGCCAGCAAGGGCGAGGCAAAGAAGGCUCCAGCAGGCAAGGCAGGCCAGGAGGCGGCGGGUGAAAAGAGUGCAGCGGUGGGAGAGGCGGAGAGAGAGGUGGGCGCAGCGGGAGGCGAGGGGGCGGAAGCACAAGGGAAGGGUGCGGAGGAGGAGACGCCAGGCGAGGGCGCUGUGGCGGGCGCUGGGGGCGAGGAGGAGGAGAAGAGGAAGGAGGAAAAGGUGAAGGAAGAGGAGGGUGAGAAAGAGAGGGAGGUGGUUGCUGGUGAAGGUGCUGCUCCGAUGGAGGUGGAGGGAGGGGAGGCAGAGGCAGGCGGCGAGAAGGAGAAGGAAGUGAGUAAGGAGGAGGUGAAGGGAGGAAAGGAUGGGGUAAGUGGGGAAAAGGAGCGUGGGGAUGAAGGGGCGAAGGAGGAGGCGAUGAUGGAUGGGGAGAGGAAGCAAGGCGUGCAUGUUAGGGCGAAGGGUGUGGAGGAGAAGGAGAAGGAGAAGGAGGGAGAGGGAGAGGGAGUGAUAACGGGCGAGGUGGAGGAGGAAGACAGGUGGGAGGAGGAGGCGGAGGACGAGGAACCAGUGCCGCCACCGCCCCCACCAGCGGCACCCGCACGCAAGGCAGCAGCGGCAGAGGCAGCAGGGGAGGAGGGGUCGGGGCCGGGGGCGGGGGCGGCGGUGCGGCCGAGGGGGCGCACCAAGGCGGAGGUGAAGGCGCGGCGGCAGCAGCGGCUGGUGGACGCCCGCCCUGGCAGUGAGAGCGAGGGGGGCGAGGGGGAGGAGGAGGACGGGCGCAGUGAUGAGGAGAGACCUGUGGCCGCCAGGGGCAGGGGGCGUGGGCGCGGGCGGGGGUCGAGAGGGGGGAAGGGCGGGCGGGGCAGGGGAGAGGCAGGAGUGGAGGCAGGGGGGAGAGGGGGGGUGAGUUUGACUGGGAGGGGGCGGGGGAGGGGGAGGGGGAGAGGCAGGGGGAGGGGCAGGGGGCGAGGGGGUGAGGGAGGAGGGGUGGAUGGUGGAGCAGUGGAAGGGGGUGAGUGGGAGGAGGGGAGGCAGCGCGAGGUGGGGGAGGGGGGGCAGGAGAGGGCUUUGCGGCAGCGCAAGGCAGUGGGGCCCGCGCGUGUGGAGGGGGACACACUGAGCCCAGAGGGCCGGCGGCGGUCGCUGCAGCAGCUGGCGGCCGCUAAGAGGGAGGCGCGUGGCGGGGCAGGUGGUGAUGGUGAGUGCAGUGCAGGGGGGGAGGACGUGGGGUGCCUGGUGGGCGUCCGUGUGUGUGUGUGUGUGCAUGUGCCGUUCACCACUUGGUGGUGUGUGCAUGUGCCGUUCACCACUUGGUGGUGUGUGCAUGUGCCGUUCACCACUUGGUGGUGUGUGCAUGUGCCGUUCACCACUUGGUGGUGUGUGCAUGUGCCGUUCACCACUUGGUGGUGUGUGCAUGUGCCGUUCACCACUUGGUGGUGUGUGCAUGUGCCGUUCACCACUUGGUGGUGUGUGCAUGUGCCGUUCACCACUUGGUGGUGUGUGCAUGUGCCGUUCACCACUUGGUGGUGUGUGCAUGUGCCGUUCACCACUUGGUGGUGUGUGCAUGUGCCGUUCACCACUUGGUGGUGUGUGCAUGUGCCGUUCACCACUUGGUGGUGUGUGCAUGUGCCGUUCACCACUUGGUGGUGUGUGCAUGUGCCGUUCACCACUUGGUGGUGUGUGCAUGUGCCGUUCACCACUUGGUGGUGUGUGCAUGUGCCGUUCACCACUUGGUGGUGUGUGCAUGUGCCGUUCACCACUUGGUGGUGUGUGCAUGUGCCGUUCACCACUUGGUGGUGUGUGCAUGUGCCGUUCACCACUUGGUGGUGUGUGCAUGUGCCGUUCACCACUUGGUGGUGUGUGCAUGUGCCGUUCACCACUUGGUGGUGUGUGCAUGUGCCGUUCACCACUUGGUGGUGUGUGCAUGUGCCGUUCACCACUUGGUGGUGUGUGCAUGUGCCGUUCACCACUUGGUGGUGUGUGCAUGUGCCGUUCACCACUUGGUGGUGUGUGCAUGUGCCGUUCACCACUUGGUGGUGUGUGCAUGUGCCGUUCACCACUUGGUGGUGUGUGCAUGUGCCGUUCACCACUUGGUGGUGUGUGCAUGUGCCGUUCACCACUUGGUGGUGUGUGCAUGUGCCGUUCACCACUUGGUGGUGUGUGCAUGUGCCGUUCACCACUUGGUGGUGUGUGCAUGUGCCGUUCACCACUUGGUGGUGUGUGCAUGUGCCGUUCACCACUUGGUGGUGUGUGCAUGUGCCGUUCACCACUUGGUGGUGUGUGCAUGUGCCGUUCACCACUUGGUGGUGUGUGCAUGUGCCGUUCACCACUUGGUGGUGUGUGCAUGUGCCGUUCACCACUUGGUGGUGUGUGCAUGUGCCGUUCACCACUUGGUGGUGUGUGCAUGUGCCGUUCACCACUUGGUGGUGUGUGCAUGUGCCGUUCACCACUUGGUGGUGUGUGCAUGUGCCGUUCACCACUUGGUGGUGUGUGCAUGUGCCGUUCACCACUUGGUGGUGUGUGCAUGUGCCGUUCACCACUUGGUGGUGUGUGCAUGUGCCGUUCACCACUUGGUGGUGUGUGCAUGUGCCGUUCACCACUUGGUGGUGUGUGCAUGUGCCGUUCACCACUUGGUGGUGUGUGCAUGUGCCGUUCACCACUUGGUGGUGUGUGCAUGUGCCGUUCACCACUUGGUGGUGUGUGCAUGUGCCGUUCACCACUUGGUGGUGUGUGCAUGUGCCGUUCACCACUUGGUGGUGUGUGCAUGUGCCGUUCACCACUUGGUGGUGUGUGCAUGUGCCGUUCACCACUUGGUGGUGUGUGCAUGUGCCGUUCACCACUUGGUGGUGUGUGCAUGUGCCGUUCACCACUUGGUGGUGUGUGCAUGUGCCGUUCACCACUUGGUGGUGUGUGCAUGUGCCGUUCACCACUUGGUGGGGUGUGCAUGUGCCGUUCACCACUUGGUGGUGUGUGCAUGUGCCGUUCACCACUUGGUGGUGUGUGCAUGUGCCGUUCACCACUUGGUGGUGUGUGCAUGUGCCGUUCACCACUUGGUGGUGUGUGCAUGUGCCGUUCACCACUUGGUGGUGUGUGCAUGUGCCGUUCACCACUUGGUGGUGUGUGCAUGUGCCGUUCACCACUUGGUGGUGUGUGCAUGUGCCGUUCACCACUUGGUGGUGUGUGCAUGUGCCGUUCACCACUUGGUGGUGUGUGCAUGUGCCGUUCACCACUUGGUGGUGUGUGCAUGUGCCGUUCACCACUUGGUGGUGUGUGCAUGUGCCGUUCACCACUUGGUGGUGUGUGCAUGUGCCGUUCACCACUUGGUGGUGUGUGCAUGUGCCGUUCACCACUUGGUGGUGUGUGCAUGUGCCGUUCACCACUUGGUGGUGUGUGCAUGUGCCGUUCACCACUUGGUGGUGUGUGCAUGUGCCGUUCACCACUUGGUGGUGUGUGCAUGUGCCGUUCACCACUUGGUGGUGUGUGCAUGUGCCGUUCACCACUUGGUGGUGUGUGCAUGUGCCGUUCACCACUUGGUGGUGUGUGCAUGUGCCGUUCACCACUUGGUGGUGUGUGCAUGUGCCGUUCACCACUUGGUGGUGUGUGCAUGUGCCGUUCACCACUUGGUGGUGUGUGCAUGUGCCGUUCACCACUUGGUGGUGUGUGCAUGUGCCGUUCACCACUUGGUGGUGUGUGCAUGUGCCGUUCACCACUUGGUGGUGUGUGCAUGUGCCGUUCACCACUUGGUGGUGUGUGCAUGUGCCGUUCACCACUUGGUGGUGUGUGCAUGUGCCGUUCACCACUUGGUGGUGUGUGCAUGUGCCGUUCACCACUUGGUGGUGUGUGCAUGUGCCGUUCACCACUUGGUGGUGUGUGCAUGUGCCGUUCACCACUUGGUGGUGUGUGCAUGUGCCGUUCACCACUUGGUGGUGUGUGCAUGUGCCGUUCACCACUUGGUGGUGUGUGCAUGUGCCGUUCACCACUUGGUGGUGUGUGCAUGUGCCGUUCACCACUUGGUGGUGUGUGCAUGUGCCGUUCACCACUUGGUGGUGUGUGCAUGUGCCGUUCACCACUUGGUGGUGUGUGCAUGUGCCGUUCACCACUUGGUGGUGUGUGCAUGUGCCGUUCACCACUUGGUGGUGUGUGCAUGUGCCGUUCACCACUUGGUGGUGUGUGCAUGUGCCGUUCACCACUUGGUGGUGUGUGCAUGUGCCGUUCACCACUUGGUGGUGUGUGCAUGUGCCGUUCACCACUUGGUGGUGUGUGCAUGUGCCGUUCACCACUUGGUGGUGUGUGCAUGUGCCGUUCACCACUUGGUGGUGUGUGCAUGUGCCGUUCACCACUUGGUGGUGUGUGCAUGUGCCGUUCACCACUUGGUGGUGUGUGCAUGUGCCGUUCACCACUUGGUGGUGUGUGCAUGUGCCGUUCACCACUUGGUGGUGUGUGCAUGUGCCGUUCACCACUUGGUGGUGUGUGCAUGUGCCCACAUGGCUCUCUCUUCCUCCUCCAGUGUGCACGCCCCUGUGCCCUCGGCUGUGGCCUGCCAUGCACUCGCUGACAGCACAGGAUGCCUCGUCAGUGCCACCGGGAUGGCUGCAGGGUGGGUGGCAGCAGCAGGGAGGGGGCGGGCAGCAAGGGGGGGGCGGGCAGGGAGGGGGCGGGCAGCAGGGCGCGGGGCAGCAGGGCGCGGGGCAGCAGGGCGCGGGGCAGCAGGUGCUGUGCAUGCGCUUCCCCAAGCUCAUGCCGCAGCCGUCCGUGGCGCAGCUGCGCGCCACCUUCGCGCGCUUCGGUGCGCUGCUGGGCGCCAAGCUCAUCAAAUACCAGGGCGUCGCUGAGGUGGUAUUCGAGGACCCGGCGUCAGCGACAGCAGCGAUGCACGAGGCCAUGCACGGCUCGUCGCUCUUUGGCUCAUGGGACGUGUCCUUCCGCCUGCGCCCCUACACCGCCUCCUUGGACUCUGCAGUGCCUAUCCGGCCCACAUAUCCCGCCGCCCACACCCCCCCACCCUCCGCCCACGGCCCCCCGCCCUCCGCCCGCACCCCUCCUGCGCGCCUUCCCCCUGCGGUCUCCCCCGCCCCCACUCCCCCGCGCGCCCUCGCGCCUCCCCCGGCCGGUGCUGCCCUCGUGCCCGCCGCCCCGGCUGCCCGCCUCACGCCCUCCCAGCGCCACAGCCUGGCGAACCCAGCGCAGGCGGCGCAGAGGCCGGGCAGUGCGGCGUGGAUGGGCACGCCCACGACGCUGGGCCCGGGCAGGGGGAAUGGGGGGAGGAGGAGGGGAUGGGGGGGCAGGAGGGGACGAUUGGUGGGAGGCACAGGACGCCCUCCCCACGCCCCCUGUGGAGCCCACACAACCUUCACAGCCAUCUGCUCCCCCUCCCGCACACACCCCUGCUGCGCCACCCUCCCUCCCGUCUACCCCUGCCCCUCUGCCCACCGCCUCACCUGCCCCUGCCGCUGCCACUGA
Closterium sp. Yama58-4 is the source of this 8376-nucleotide messenger RNA. The record is from the annotation of a GenBank genome assembly. Lineage: Eukaryota; Viridiplantae; Streptophyta; Zygnematophyceae; Desmidiales; Closteriaceae.